AAUUUCGUGAGCGCGCUUUAAACAACAGGGGCACGGUUACGGAGGAGUGCCGCUUCGAACUAAGCUGUUUAUUCCAUUGAAACGACACCAAUUGUCGAUAGGGUUAACUGUAGGUCAAACGUCAGUGUAUCGACGUAUUAAAAAGAGAUAGAAAGAAAACAAGGACGAACACAAACACACAUACACUGGAUAUCUUCGUCUGACAUAAAGAAUGACUCCGUGUAAAAGUUUCAGAACCAUUUUAUGUAUACUAUGAAGACUGUUGUGUGUGAAAUUGCCAUUAGAUGCCAUGUGAUGUACUCAAAUCAGCCCAUCUGGUAUCAACAACUAUUCAAUGGUUAAAGUUACAGAGAUCACAUUUCCCCCCAUUCUGAUGUUUGAUGUGAACAUUUACUGAAGAAGUCUUCCAAAGAUGAGUUUGCAGGUCUGGAGAGAAUGCUUCCAAAACUUUGACCCCUGGUCUUGACGAAAGGGAUGGCUGAUCGCAUUGACCUUGCAGUUGCCCCUGGUCAGCGGUACAUUGAGGUGGAGUACGACUAUGAGUACAAGUCCAAAGACCGUAUGAUCACCAUCAAGCAAGGUGAAUGUUUCCUGCUUGUAAAAAAGGCCAAUGAAGACUGGUGGCAGGUUCGUAAAGAGGAGAACAGUAAACCUUUUUAUGUACCUGCCCAGUAUGUCCGGGAAGUGCGGCGAGCCCUCAUGCCACCCACCAAACCUCUUCCAAACACUGGAGGUGGGUUUGGAACAAGAGGUGGAUCUGAGAAAAAAGGUCAAACUGUGCUGGAUAUCAAACAGACUGAUGAAAGUUUGAACAAGCAAUGUCCUGCUCAGUCCACCUAUGCUGGAUAUUCGGUGGCAUUGCAGGCACCCACAGAGGACAAAGCCAGUCCAAAAAGCCCCAGGAGGCAAGUGCAACUCCGGGAACCACUGGAUUUGGAUAGAGAGACUGAUAGGGGAGAGAGGAUAGAAGAGGCAACAACAGGUUUUGGAGAGAGGGAAAGAAAGGGAGAAGGAGGAGGGAAUAGGAAGAGGGAAGAAGAGUGGACAGGGGAUAAAGAGAGGAAAAGAGAUCUUGGUGGGGCCAGAGUUAUCGAGAGGAAGAGAGAAGUAGACAUAGAAGAGGAUAAAUUAAGGGAACAAAAAAGGGAAGAAAAGUUUGAUAGAGAUGGAGAGAAAGUAGGGGAUGGACAGCGAGCUAGGAGGAAAGAGAGAGCAGACAAUAGAGAAAAGGGGAGAAAGGGAGAAGCAGUGCAACAUAAGACUGCUGGACCUGAAGGAUCUCCCAGAGAGGCAGCAGAGAAAAAUCGGAGCGAUUUGGACUCUGGGGAUGAGCUCAGCAGCAGUUCGGCUGAGCAGCUUCAGGGAAGGCCUGACUCACCUGUCUACACUAACCUGCAGGAUUUAAAGAUAUCUCAGUCAUCUCUGCCUCCACUGCCCUCAUCCUCCCCAAUUACUACACAUGCAGAAUGGGACACUUACAAGGAUGCAAAUGGUAGGCACUUCUACUGCAACCGCACCACACAGGAGCGUACAUGGAAACCACCACGAUUACGAGACAGCAUUGGGAAGAGGGAUGAGAAACAUGUCACUGCUUCAACAGAGACUGAGGGGAGUGGAACUAUGGCCAAAACGUGCAGUUUGGACCGAAGACAGCCAGCUCCCACAAUGGCAAAAUGGAGGAAUAGUACAUAUAUGUUAGAGACUAACAAUAAGGAACCUUCAAAAGCAGGAACCCCAGAUACAGAAUUGUCUGACCUUUCCUCACUCAAGCGUCCUUAUUUCACCUUUGAAAAAUCUGGAGCCCUGAAUGUAACCAAGAUCACUGAACAUGGCAAGAAAGUUCGUAAGAACUGGACUUCAUCUUGGGCAGUUUUGCAAGGGUCUCAAUUUAUAUUUGCCAAAAGUCAGGCAAUGGCCACCAGUUGGUUUGGAAGCCACCAAUCCAAGCCAGAAUUCAGUGUAGAUCUAAAGGGAGCAACUGUAGAGAAAGCAUCCAAAGAGAAAUCCAGCAAGAAACAUGUUUUAGAGGUGAAGACUCAAGGUGGUACUGAGCUCCUUAUACAAUCAGAUAGUGAGAGCAUUAUUAAUGAAUGGUUCAAAGCACUAAAUGAAGCCAUCAGUGUACACGCUUGUGAGUCUGAUGAGGCUAUUGAAGAAGACAUGCCAGAAUCUCCAGGACUAGAGAAACACGAGAAAGAGAACCCUGUUGACCAACAAAAGAAGACCAAAACAAGGUUGAGGAAAUUUCUUAUACGUAGACCCUCUUUGCAAGCUGUUAAAGACAAGGGUUACAUCAAAGAUCUGGUGUUUGGCUGUAAUCUGAGCAGUCUCUGUCAGAGGGAGAACACUACUGUCCCUCACUUUGUCAGGAUGUGUAUUGACUACAUAGAAAAGGAAGGUCUGGAUAUGGAUGGUCUCUAUAGAGUGAGUGGGAAUCUGGCAGUCAUACAAAAGCUAAGAUUUGCUGUUAAUCAUGAUGAGAAGAUAAAUUUGGCAGAUAGUAAAUGGGACGACAAUCAUGUGGCUACCGGAGCCCUGAAGAUGUUUUUCCGAGAGCUUCCAGAACCACUCUUCACUUACACCUACUUCAAUGACUUUUUCAGUGCCAUCAAAAUCACAGACUAUAAACAAAAAGUACAGGCCAUCAAAGAUCUAGUGAAGCAGCUGCCUCAGCCCAACCAUGAUACAAUGCAGGAACUUUUUAAACACCUGAGAAAAGUAAUAGAUCAUGGUGAGCAGAAUAGGAUGACCACGCAAAGUGUGGCAAUCGUGUUUGGCCCAACUCUGUUACGUCCUGAGAUUGAGAACAUACAAAUGGCAGUUCAUAUGGUUUACCAAAACCAAAUUGUUGAGCUCAUUCUACAUGAGUAUGAGGCCAUAUUCGGUACGUAAUCUGUGAUGUAUCUUUCCCCACCUAAAAAGUAUGUAAGGAUAUCUUCUGUAAAGAUAUCCAUAGAUUAAAACUGUAUUAACAUGCCUAAACAUUCAGGGUCCAUUUGUAAAGUAUGUUAAAUCAAUUCUUUAAUUAUUCUUUAUACUUUUUUUUUCCAUUUAAUUUUACAAGAUUUCUUUUAUAGAGUGAUUCUACUUUAUUAGUCAUUUCUUUCUCGAUAGUAGCUCUUUCUGGACCUUAUAUUAUACACUUGGAUCAUAUAUAUUCCAUAACUUAAGCAACUUAAUUAAGCCUCCUGAUUGCCAUAAAAAAAUGAUCAAAAAUGUGCUAUGGCAAAACCAUAUAUGGUGACAACUGCAAUAACAGCCUUCAGUUGCAGAAUUUAUCAUUUAUCAUUUAUCAUCACUAAGCUUGUAUCUUAAGGCUUUAUGAUGUAAAUAUGAUAUGUAGGGUAUAUGUCCAUUUGUGUGCGCACAAGUGUGUAUGUAUAUCUUUCUGUGAUCUUGCCCUUAUUCAUUACAAUAUCCUACACACUGAAUAUUCCUAUACACUGAAUGAUAUGCAGCCUCUGUAUCAUUGUCCUGAUAUCAAAUAGAACCUCAUCCUCGGAGAUAUAACAGAAUAAUAUGGGUGUAAAAUAAAGCCUUUAAAAACGCAAUACACCGAAUUUUUUAUAUAGAUAUUUUGCAACUGUUGGUAAUUAGGAAUGUCUUAAUGUUUUGAUUAACGUAAAGUACAAUACCUAUGUUUUAAUAUUUAAACCGUAAAAAGCAAUUAAUAAGCUGCAAAAGAAUGUUCGUUGUGUAAAGCAAGGGGUUAUGAUGUUUAAAGGCAUCGAGAGAGCAUAGCUUUUUUCUUUUGCAUCACUUUAUCUACAUUAAAUUGCCAUAAAAAUGGAAAUUUUGUAAAAUGUAGUGUAAGUAGCUUUGGAAUUUGAAUAAAACUGAGAGGGUAGAAA
Messenger RNA from Tachysurus vachellii, 3851 nucleotides. RefSeq names its product Rho GTPase activating protein 12a (gene arhgap12a). The record is from RefSeq and is a predicted model, not a curated record. Gene Ontology annotation, biological process: regulation of GTPase activity; signal transduction. Lineage: Eukaryota; Metazoa; Chordata; Actinopteri; Siluriformes; Bagridae. Gene Ontology annotation, cellular component: cytoplasm. The coding region runs from base 475 to 2892 and encodes 805 amino acids. Gene Ontology annotation, molecular function: protein binding. The transcript is spliced from 16 exons.